This is a messenger RNA of Megalobrama amblycephala (Wuchang bream), 1595 nucleotides long. RefSeq lists its product as uncharacterized. The coding region runs from base 643 to 1254 and encodes 203 amino acids. The transcript is spliced from 5 exons. The record is from RefSeq and is a predicted model, not a curated record. NCBI's taxonomy places the organism in Eukaryota, Metazoa, Chordata, Actinopteri, Cypriniformes, Xenocyprididae.
UAAAUUACUAGCAACAGUGUUGCCUCAAAUUCAUCUAAAAGAUUCACAUUUACUGCCUGAGAAAUGUUUUAUAUUUAGUCAAAUAAUACAAUUAGAAUUAUAAGACACUAUAUAGAGCUCUUACCAAUCAAAUUAACUCCCAGCAACAAAGUUAAUCUUUGUACUGCAGAGGGGGCAUGGAAAUUGAGAUGGUACAAUUACAGCUGCCUAAAUAAUGAUGAGAGUAAUGUUUUAAAAAUACAAUUUUGUUUAUUGAACAUAUAACUUUGUACAAAAUAUCACAUUUGCAAUCAUGCUCAUAUUUGUGAAAUCCGUUCUCUUGCUGUUGUUGUUUAAUCAUAUCAUAUAUCAUGAUAUAAAUAGCAAGAUCUCAAACAAGUACCGUUUUGCAAUAAUUUCUUGAAUUUUGUGGGAAUUUGUAUUAAUUUUGGUGCCAUUUUUGAUAUAAUCCCUCAUUGAUUUCUGACGUGUGCCAACAGUUACAAAAGAAAUCAAAGUUAUUGAUUGGAUUUGAAGCAGGAAUUUUUCCAUCCAAUCGCAGUAAUGAUGUUAACAAAUAAAUCAUACAAUUUAGUGCAGUCAUGGUCUUAGUCUUGGUCAUUACAAAAGUAAGGUUUUUGUGUUUGUUACCUGCAGGUCAAAAUGAAGCAAAGUGUUUAUCAUGACAGCGUCACAGUAAUCUCUCUAAACCAGCCCGUAUACAUAGUGGAGAAGAUGACACCAGAUAUGGAAGAUUCCAUGAAGAAAGUUUUAGGCUGGACUGUGAAAAUCCUCAGUGUGAGAGCUGAAGAUGGGAUUGAGAUGUGCUCCAUUCUCAGAGAAUCUACAGACAAAACUUAUGUCAGUUUCAUUGCCAUGGACUCCAGUGGAGCUGUCAUCAAAGCCACAGAGGUCAAAGAGAAACUGAACACUGAGCUCAAAGCUUUAACAUCUGAACUGGAGAAGGUUUUUGGUCCUGGUUUGGAAAUCAAAGUGGAGGACAGUCCUGAAAACCCUGAAGGUCCCGGUCAAGGAGUCACAAUUACUCUCAUCGCUUUCGGGGUGGUGCUGGCUAUUAGCAUUGUGAAUAUUGUGUCAACGGUUAUCUAUAAUGUCAAGAAAAAGAAACAGGAACAUUUAUUGUGCCAAAAUUUACAUGAAAAUGUACCUGUACCUCAAAGGAGAUGGAGUCUUGACAACCUUGCUGACUUUAACAUAAACCCAGAAUCCAGAGCGGCAAUGGAACUUCAUGAAAUAAAAAGUAAAGCACAUUGAUGAAACGACAAACUAAAGACUAUAACAAGUCUCAGGUUUCUGUGGGAAUCGGAGCUUCCAACGGCAGCUGCAGUGACACAAUGACUUUACCAAUCAGUGAUUGGCUCUUUUAUUUAUAAAGCGGGACAUAUUACGCCAUAUUGAGCGUUGCAGUUUCUCCCAUUCAUAAGUAAUAGGAGUGAACUGUCUUUAUAUAUCUAUAGACUUUGGUUAAAAUUAAGUUUAUGAUCCAUAACUACUGAGGGUUCCGGAAGUAUUUUUUCCAAUCAUUUUCUCCAUAGGGAAAUAUAUUUUUAACAAUAACUUAAAAACCUUAAAAGACAGCCCUACUGUGAGCUACA